UUAGGGGAGGGCGUGACCGUGUCAGGACAGGAGAGAAUUACAGCGUUAGGAGAAACGAGACACGUCCCAUAUCUGACAGAAUAUACAGCAUUACACCCCAAACAGGUGAUGUCCCCUACCUGAUAGACACGCUAUACAGCAUUACAGCGUGUGAUGGUUGGAGACCUGAUAGACUACAGCGUUACAGCGGGUGAUGGUUGGAGACCUGAUAGACUACAGCGUUACAGCGGGUGAUGGUUGGAGACCUGAUAGACUACAGCGUUACAGCGGGUGAUGGUUGGAGACCUGAUAGACUACAGUGUUACAGCGGUGAUGUUUGGAGACCUGAUAGACUACAGCGUUACAGCGGGUGAUGGUUGGAGACCUGAUAGACUACAGUAUUACAGCGGGUGAUGGUUGGAGACCUGAUAGACUACAGCGUUACAGCGGGUGAUGGUUGGAGACCUGAUAGACUACAGCGUUACAGCGGGUGAUGGUUGGAGACCUGAUAGACUACAGUAUUACAGCGGGUGAUGGUUGGAGACCUGAUAGACUACAGCGUUACAGCGGGUGACGGUUGGAGACCUGAUAGACUACAGAAUUACAGCGGGUGAUGGAUGGAGACCUGAUAGAUUACAGCGUUACAGCGGGUGAUGGUUGGAGACCUGAUAGACUACAACGUUACAGCGGGUGAUGGUUGGAGACCUGAUAGACUACAGCGUUACAGCGGGUGAUGGUUGGAGACCUGACAGACUGCAGCGUUACAGCGGGUGAUAGACUACAGCUUACAGCGGGUGAUAGAUUACAGCGUUACAGCGGGUGAUGGUUGGAGACCUGAUAGACUACAGCGUUACAGCGGGUGAUGGUUGGAGACCUGAUAGACUACAGUAUUACAGCGGGUGAUGGUUGGAGACCUGAUAGACUACAGUAUUACAGCGGGUGAUGGUUGGAGACCUGACAGACUACAGCAUUACAGCGGGUGAUGGUUGGAGACCUGAUAGACUACAGUAUUACAGCGGGUGAUGGUUGGAGACCUGACAGACUACAGUGUUACAGCGGGUGAUGGUUGGAGACCUGAUAGACUACAGUGUUACAGCGGGUGAUGGUUGGAGACCUGAUAGACUACAGUGUUACAGCGGGUGAUGGUUGGAGACCUGACAGACUACAGCGUUACAGCGGGUGAUGGUUGGAGUAGAGAGAUAUAUCAAUAGAACAACCAGAAGCCUCGUCCUUGACUUGAACCAGCAACCUGGCAGAUACAAGACCAGGAGACCAGUCAACUCACUAGUUUCUACGCCGUAAAGUUGGGGACCUCUUUGACUGUUGUAACGAUGCCGGGAGAAACGCGUGCCACCAUGGACGGGACCUGCCAGGCUCUGUGCAAAACCCUGGUCUCUCAGAACGGGAUCCAGAGAGACACGGCUGACAUCUCCAAGUCUGUCCUCUACACAUCACUGAUGGGGCUGCUACUGGUUGUAGACAAAGAGAAAGAAAAGCUCAAGGUUGGGAGUGGAAGAGUCGGCCUUCGUAACGUAGGAAACACGUGUUUUCUGAAUGCGGUGGUACAGUGUCUAUCUCACACCAGAGGUCUGAGGGACUACUGUCUGGUCAAAGCCUACAGACAGGAGAUGUGCAGUAGAGAGGAACCACAACUCAUGGAGGCGUUCUCCCAGGUACUGUUGGGUCUCUGGGAUGUGAACGAAGAAAACCAUAACACAGAAGUGAAUCCUGGGAAGUUCUACAGCAUCUUCAAAGACGCCGUGCCUUACUUCAGCGGAUACAGUCAACAGGAUGCUCAAGAGUUUCUGAGGUUCUUAUUGGACAGGCUUCACUGUGAGAUCAACCGCCGGCCGUACGUCCGGCUCGCCAGCCUGGAGCCUGAACCCAAAUGCACCACAGUCAGAAUUGACGAGCAGGCGUCUGCAAUGUGGAAGAGACACCUGGAGAGGGACGACAGUAAGAUCGUAGAUCUGUUUACAGGUCAGCUGCGUAGUUCUCUCCACUGCUCUGUGUGUUCUCACUACUCCACCUGCUUCGACGUCUUCUGUGACCUGUCUCUACCCAUCCCUAAGAGGAGUGCGGCAGGGGGCGGGUCUCUGAGGGAGUGUCUUGAUCUGUUCACACAGGAAGAGAACCUGGACGAGGAGAACGCACCCAUGUGCGAGCGUUGUAACAGACGUACGGAGAGCACCAAGAGACUGACCAUCCAGAGAUUCCCACAGGUCAUCGUCAUGCAUCUGAACCGGUUUGCCAUGUCGCGGUAUAUGGUGUGUAAGAGUACAGUGUGUGUCUCCUUCCCUCUGACGAGCCUGGAUAUGGGGCCCUACGGACCGGUCGACUGUGGUCCUGUGCUGUAUGAUCUUUAUGCAGUGUGUAACCACAGCGGGACAGUCAACAUGGGUCACUACACAGCCUGUUGCCUGGAGAACGACGGAUCGGGAUGGUGCUGCUACAACGAUUCCUGUGUGACUCCUAUAUCAGAGAACCAACUGCAGUCUGCUCAGGCCUACGUCCUCUUCUAUCAACGCAGGAAGUGAACCAUCGUGCAGCCAAUCACUACAGCUGUGCAAGCAGAGCAUUCAAGAGCCAAUCAGAAAAAAACUGUUACUACAAGCAGAGCUUUCAGCAGCCAAUACAGCUGUUACUACAAAUGGAAUAUUACAAACAGCUGUGAUGUAGCGGUAUUGUAACCAAGCAACCAGCAUCUCAACCAACUGGUCUGAUGUUGGACCACUUGAGGUUUGUGUGAGUCUGGGACAAAGACAGGAGAAACGGCAUAGAAAGACAGGAGAUAGAUGGCUUGGGUGAGGAGAGGAGAAAGAGAGAAGACCAGUGUCAGAGUGUUCCUUGCUAGCUCAGCAUGACAGCAGAAACGGGAUAGAAAGACAGGAGAAAGGGAUAGACGGCUUGGGUGAGGAGAGGAGAAAGAGAGAGACCAGUGUAGGAGUGUUCCUAGCUAGCUCAGCAUGACAGGAGAAAUGGGAUAGAAAGACAGGAGAAAGGGAUAGACGGCUUGGGUGAGGAGAGGAGAAAGAGAGAGACCAGUGUAGGAGUGUUCCUAGCUAGCUCAGCUAGGAGCAUGUGUGUGUAGACCUUCAGUUCAAACAGACAGAGAUUCUGUUAUCACUGUACACACACACACACACACACACACACACACACACACACACACACACACACACACACACACAC
Messenger RNA from Salmo salar (Atlantic salmon), 3171 nucleotides. Lineage: Eukaryota; Metazoa; Chordata; Actinopteri; Salmoniformes; Salmonidae. The record is from RefSeq and is a predicted model, not a curated record.